Colias croceus (clouded yellow) is the source of this 1138-nucleotide messenger RNA. Its product is annotated as leucine-rich repeat-containing protein 57-like. Gene Ontology annotation, molecular function: protein binding. The transcript has a single exon. Bases 213 to 929 code for a protein of 238 amino acids. NCBI's taxonomy places the organism in Eukaryota, Metazoa, Arthropoda, Insecta, Lepidoptera, Pieridae. The record is from RefSeq and is a predicted model, not a curated record.
UUUAUGCGUCAAAAUUGUGGUUUAAAAAUCUCGUCAAAAUACAUGAUAAUUAUAAAUAAUUAAUAAUUACCUACUUUCUUCUUUUGUGGAUUGUAAUACUUAUUUGUUCUUAUAUAUAGUUUGUUCUUUUAAUAUAACUAAAAAUUUAUAUGACGACUAACACGUAGUCUGUCGAAUUAAAUAAGUGGAACAGCCGAAGAAAGAACUUUUUGAUGGGAAACUCUGGUUUAAAACAACAUUAUGAAACUGCAUCUAAGACAGGUGUUCUACAAAUUUCUAAUCACAGACUCAAAGAAAUACCUGAAGAAGUCCUUAACUUAUCAGAGCAUCUUAGAAAUUUGGAUUUAUCAAAAAAUAAAAUUUCAAGCAUUUCGGAUGAUAUUAGUAAGCUGAAAUUAUUAAAACAGCUAAACUUGAAUACUAAUUCAAUUCACGACAUACCCAACUCAUUAUCUAAUCUGAAAAAAUUAGAAAUGUUAAACAUUGCUACUAAUAGCAUAGCAAAACUUCCUGAUUCCUUUUCACAAUUAAUAAAUUUAAAACAAAUUUAUUUGAGCAACAACAAGUUUAAAAUGUUUCCUAUACAACUGCUUGGCUUAAAAAAUUUAGAGGUUGUUGAUAUUUCAAACAAUAAGAUUGCUGAAAUACCAAGUGGGAUGGCUAAUUUGUAUGCAGCUGAGCUUAAUUUGAGUCAAAAUGAGAUUUCACGCCUCGCUGAUGAUUUGCAUCAAGCACCGAGGCUAAAAAUAUUGAGAUUGGAAGAAAAUUGCUUGUGUCUUGAUGCAAUACAACCUAGUCUACUAAGAGAUUCAAAAAUACACACUAUUAACCUUGAUGGAAAUCUUUUUGAAGCUAAACAACUAGCUUCAGUGGAAGGAUAUAAUGAGUAUACUGAGCGAUACACAGCUAUGAAGAAAAAAAUGUUUUGAUAACUCUUUAUUGUUGUCGAGAGGCACAAAAGUGUUUUAUUUGCAAUUAAUGUCUAUGUACAAAUUAUUAAUUCCAGCACUUAGCACCUUACUUUACGGCUUUAAAUUAUAUUAUGAAGAGUAUGUAAAUUUUAUCAUAGACUUGAAUAAUAUACAUGUUGUAAAUAUUAUUUAUUUAAUGAAGUUAUUUUAAUAAAUUUUGCUAUAAA